Molecule: messenger RNA, 1248 nt
Organism: Erythranthe guttata (spotted monkey flower)
Lineage: Eukaryota; Viridiplantae; Streptophyta; Magnoliopsida; Lamiales; Phrymaceae
Product: germin-like protein subfamily 1 member 13
Molecular function (GO): manganese ion binding
Source: RefSeq, a predicted model, not a curated record
UCACAUCAAUUUAUCUAUAAAUAGGCACAAUUUCUAUGCAAACUUAUAACCUCAUAACACAAACUUAUAAACAAUAUCUGUUAUUAUCAAAAAUGAAGAUGGCUCUUGUCUCCCUCACAACAUUAUUUUUUAUUGCUUGUUUGGCUACAUUUGCAUAUGCAUCAGAUCCCAGCCCUCUCCAAGAUUUUUGUGUUGCCGUUAAAGAUGCCGAUGCAGCUGUUUUUGUGAAUGGGAAGGUCUGCAAGAACCCUGAUAUGGUUGUGGCCGAAAAUUUCUUUUUUCCGGGUUUAAACAAGUCUGGAAAUACUUCUAAUCCUGUUGGAUCAAGAGUCACUCCUGUUAACGUAAACCAAAUUCCAGGUCUCAACACUUUGGGCAUUUCUGCUGUUCGUAUAGACUAUGCACCAAACGGUUUGAACCCGCCCCACACUCACCCGCGUGCCACUGAGAUUCUAGUUGUGAUGGAAGGCACUCUUUAUGUUGGCUUUGUCACUUCAAAUCCAGCUAAUCCCGCCUUGAAAAACAAGCUCUUCACAAAGUAUUUGUACCCAGGGGAUGUUUUCGUCUUUCCAGAGGGUUUGAUACACUUCCAAUUCAACGUGGGAAAAACCAAUGCUGUCGCUUUUGCUGCUUUAAGUAGCCAAAAUCCAGGUGUCAUUACUAUUGCCAACACAGUAUUUGGGUCGGAUCCACCAAUUAAUCCAGCAGUUCUGACAAAGGCAUUCCAAGUCAAGAAGAACGUGAUCGACUAUCUUCAAGCACAGUUCUGGUGGAACAUCGAUUAAAUAAAGAGGUUAUCAUCAUAAAAAUAUUGUUAAUUAAGCUAAUAAGUUAUAUAUAUAUUGUCUUAAAUAAAACAAUAGUAGUGUUUAAUUAUGUAAUCUUUGUGUGUAUGUACUUCAUUUGUCUGAAUAAAUGAAAUUGAGAUUUAACUAUAGUUUAUGUAUGAUUAUCUUUAUUCACUAGCAACUGACCUGGAGUUAGUUUAUUGUUACAACGUUAAGAUAUUUUUGUGAAAAUGUAAAUUUUAUUGAAUAUACAUAUAUAUGAAAAUAAUCCCAAUUUUAAUCAUUAUAAUUUUAGAUGAUCACAGAAGUAUAUAUAACAUCAUAACUUUCUAGGGAAAAUUACAGUUUAUGUCCCUAAACUUUACCACUAAAACGAUUUAUGUCCUCAAACUUUUUCAUCCACGAAAUAUAUCCUCAAACUUAGCACUUUUUUACAAUUUUUGUUCCGCAAUCAACUUCG